AUGAGUUAUAUCGUCCAGCCAGUGACCCAGAAGUGGUUUACGAACGUAGCCAUAGUACAAUAUGUGGUCAACGAUCAGAGGUUCGAGGUGGCUUGUUAUUCCAGCAAAGUGGCAUCUUACAGAAAUGGGGUUGAAAAGGACAUCAACGAAGUCAUCCAGGCUCAUGCUAUCUUCUCAGACGCAGUUAAGGGGGAGUUGCAAAGCGCGGAGAAUUUGCAGAAGGCUUUUGGGACCCAGAACACUCUGUCAAUUUGCAACCAGAUCAUCCUCAACGGACGUGUACAUCUUUCAGAAUUGGAACGCACUGUCGAACAGGAGAGAAAGUUCACUGAGAUAGCCUCUAUUGUGGCCCUGAGAUUAACAAACCCUGCCACGGGGGCUGCAUACCCUCGAACCUUGAUAGAGUUCGCCAUGAAAAAUGACCUGCACUACCGCGUAACCCAGCAGCCUGCCUCUGCUCAAGCUGCUCAUGUAAUUCGACAACUGGAGGAGUUCAUGGGAGUGCACUUACCCCAGAAGGUCAACAUCUCCGUAGAACUGCCUCUGAGCCACGCCAAGGCAUGCAUAGCUGUAUGCGUGACUGACUAUGCACUUACUAUUGAUCCUGAGAGCUUCAUACUGGAUGAACAGUCGUGUUUUUACACCGCUACAGUAGGAGCUCAACAAUAUAAAUUUGUCUGCAAGUCCCUUAAGGAGCUGUCAACAGGCUUAGCGCACAUAUCGUUAAAAGGGACCUCCUCAUUCAAGACAAAAUAG
This is a messenger RNA of Giardia duodenalis, 756 nucleotides long. RefSeq names its product Shwachman-Bodian-Diamond syndrome like protein. The record is from RefSeq and is a predicted model, not a curated record. NCBI's taxonomy places the organism in Eukaryota, Fornicata, Diplomonadida, Hexamitidae. The coding region runs from base 1 to 756 and encodes 251 amino acids. Gene Ontology annotation, biological process: ribosome biogenesis. The transcript has a single exon.